This is a messenger RNA of Mesorhabditis spiculigera, 675 nucleotides long. The record is from the annotation of a GenBank genome assembly. Lineage: Eukaryota; Metazoa; Nematoda; Chromadorea; Rhabditida; Rhabditidae.
AUGUUGGGGCGGCUGGUUGGCUCGAGAAUUGAGAGGCUGCACAUUCAUCAAGAUUUUUGCUGCCAUUCGGAAAUCCCGCCCUACUGCGCUUGUCGGCAUUUUGAUACCGAGAAGUUGUCGGCGAUUUUAUGUGAUGCAAAGAUCCCCUCCACCUCAACCCUAUGCUUCUCCCUGCGACAACCACGCCAAAUUCUACUACCCAACGGCCAGCUGGUCCAAAGAAAAAUCGACUUCCUAAAGCUACGCCGCGAUACACUGGACGUAUUCAUGCCGGGCGUCGAGAUUUCGGCAUAUCUUCAGAAAAUUCGCAACGAAGAGGCGCCAUACCGCUUCAAGAGUCUAAUUCUUCGGCCUGUGGAUCAGAUCUCGCUCGACCAUCUAAAAGGCCCGGAAACGACGUCGUUUGAAGAAUCUAAGACUGGCAUCUACAGAAUAGCCAUCUCUUCCUUCUAUCUGCAUGUAGAACGAUUAGUUGAAUAUCCGCAAGAAAAAGAGGAGUCCAAAGCGGCUCAAAAAUCCGAAGAAAACCCCCCGGAGCCCGAAAAGGAGCACGACUGGGCGGAGGAGUCUGAGGAAUCCAGAAUACACGACGACGACUCGGAAUCAGAGCCCGAUUCUGAGGAUGACGUCGUGCAAGAGGAAGAUGAGGAUGAGACAGAAGUCGAAGAAGGGCGC